Molecule: messenger RNA, 1818 nt
Organism: Didymodactylos carnosus
Lineage: Eukaryota; Metazoa; Rotifera; Eurotatoria; Philodinida; Philodinidae
Source: the annotation of a GenBank genome assembly
AUGAAUUUGAAUGGCUCUUUACCAAGUUUACCAACGUUAAUCACAUUGAUAAAAGAUAAAAAUUCAACAUUCGUCGAAGGUCGUUUUCGUUUCAAUGAGCUAGAACAACAUUUGGGUAGAACGAAUACAUCAAUUGGUUUUGCGUCUGAAGAUUGCACUGGGAUAGUCAGAAAAAUACAAUAUGAUACCAACACUAAUUCAUCCAUCGGAUUCUGUACUCCACUUGAAAAUGGCAUUCCAUUCGAACAACAUUUUAAAACUGAUUCAUUUGAUCAAUUGAAAGAGUGGUUCUCUAAUAUUGAGAAAGCUCCACUCUUAAAUAUUCACAUGUUUCAACCGUUAGCUCAGUCAAUGAAAAAUUGUUCGCCAGUUAUAUUAGCGGCAUACGGAACUGACAGCAAAUUUACAGCAAUUGAUAUUUUUCGACGUUGGAUACACAUCUAUGAACAAUGCUCAGCCAAACAAAUUCGUAUCAUUGGUUUCUCAACAGAUUGCGACAGCAAAUAUUUACGAGUAAUGAAAUUGGUUAGCGGAUUUUUUGCUGAUUUAUCAAGUUUGAAACUACAUGAACAACCUGGAGCAUUUGAGGUUGCUGUUCCAGCAACAUGGACAUGGUUUUACCUUCGGAAACAACAAUUGUUAUUGUUCUUCCAAGAUCCUACUCAUCUUGCUACCAAAUUACGUAACCGUUUACUGUCAAAAUCAGUCGAAUUAAAAAUGGGAGAAUUCUCUAUCACCUUGCCACAUUUAACAGAUUUAAUUGAGAAUAAUUCAAAACUAGAGCGUGGUCUGGUUAGCACUGAUAUUUUUCCAAAAGGCCGUCAAAAUUAUGCUUCUUGUGUGAAAAUAUCAAGUGCGAAUGUUUUGAAUUUAUUGAGUAACGCAAACGAAACACAAGCAACAUUUGUCUAUCUUCAGUUAUUAAGUUCUAUUAUCAUUGCAUACAUUGAUCAGUCAACACCAAUUUCCAAUCGUUUAUAUCAUGCGUGGGUGAUCGUCUUUGUUAGCCGUUUUUGGUGGACGUGGUUAAAACACAGUACGUUUCUUGAUAAAUCGACAAAAAAAUCGUUGAAACAAAUUAAUAAAUAUUUUAUAACUACAUCCGCAUUUUAUUCGAUUGAAUUAAACGCACAUAAUUUAUUGUAUCUGACGCUAUUAGUUAUCCAAGAAGAUUUACCAGUAGAAGCACUGAAUGUGUUUUUAUUUAAUUUGCAAGCGUGUGAAGCAACUUUCAGGAAUGCCAGAUCAUUGAGCGGUGUGUAUUCAAGCAUUACAAAUUUUACUGUGAAUGAUUUUCUGCGACGGGGUCAAAAACUAUCUGUUUUAAACGAAAUAAAGGCCUAUGAACAAUUACAUCCGCAUGAAAAUGAAAUAUUGUUUCCAAUUCAUCAUAAACAUAAAAAACAUUCAUCUAAUUUAAUUGAUGAUAAUCCUCGUUUGAAAAUAACGUGCAUUGAAACUAUUAUUAAUAAUGCUUAUCAACAAGCAAAAAAGAUAAUCGUUAAAUUGAAAAUGUCGACUCUACUGAAACAAAACAAAGCGUUAGAAUUAAAUGAUUUGAAUUUAUAUGUACGUAAUCAUUUGACUAAUACAAACGAUCAUUCAACACUCGCCGAUCAGUAUGAAUCUGAAUCCGAUUCGGACAAUGAAAUAACAACGAAUAAUGAACGACAUGGUGAUAAUAAAACUGAAAGUGAUUGUGACAGUGAAAAUGAAACAGAAUUAAACGAGGUAUUAAGAUCAAAAACGAAAACUUUCCUGGUAUCCGAUUACUGGAAACAAUCAAUCCGACAUUGGGUGAUUCCUACUUCGAUAUAA